Vigna angularis (adzuki bean) is the source of this 1672-nucleotide messenger RNA. RefSeq names its product ethylene-responsive transcription factor ERF014. Gene Ontology annotation, biological process: regulation of DNA-templated transcription. Gene Ontology annotation, molecular function: DNA binding; DNA-binding transcription factor activity. The transcript has a single exon. The coding region runs from base 227 to 934 and encodes 235 amino acids. The record is from RefSeq and is a predicted model, not a curated record. NCBI's taxonomy places the organism in Eukaryota, Viridiplantae, Streptophyta, Magnoliopsida, Fabales, Fabaceae.
GUGGAUUUCUUCUUCCCACAUUCACUUCUGAUCUGAUUCUUUUCCCCACUUUCAGAACAGUAAGAAGGUUGAUAGAGUGAGAGAGAAGAAAGACUGCCACUCAACAAAAAGAGCAAGAAAAACCUCUUAGACACGUAUACACCCUUACUUUCUACCUCAGAAAUAACCAUUCUUCAAUCGUUUUCCAUUAACUGAAGAAGGAUCUUCGCAGUUGCAGCCAUCUACCAUGGUUAAGUCAGAGCACAAGAUCAAAACAGAACCAUCAACAAAGGCAAUGCGGUCUAUAUCCUCGUUAUCAGCAUCAUCACCAGCACCAGUUCCAGCACCAGAUAGCAAGAAGAAGAAGUACAAGGGAGUGAGAAUGAGGAGCUGGGGGUCUUGGGUUUCAGAGAUCAGAGCACCAAACCAGAAAACAAGAAUAUGGUUAGGCUCUUAUUCAACCCCAGAGGCUGCAGCUAGAGCCUAUGAUGCUGCACUUCUGUGCCUCAAAGGCUCCUCUGCUAAUUUUAAUUUCCCUUUAAGCUCUUCACAAUAUAUUCCUGGAGAUGCUGUCAUGUCCCCCAAAUCAAUCCAAAGAGUUGCUGCAGCUGCUGCAAAUAGUUUCAUUGACAAUGCCACCAUUCCCCCUUCUGCAUCUCCAGCUUCAACCUCAUCAUCAUCGUUGGUCUCAUCCCCCUCGAUGGCCUAUUCUCCUUCGGAUCAAGUCGAUGAUGAUGCCUCACUGAUAUCGUCUCUGGAAACCUACACCAGUUAUGGUCAAGCAAAUGAAUCAAUGGCUAUGAAUGAGAUGGAACCUUGGUACACUUUAGAUGAUCUUCAAUCCCCCAAAUAUGUUGAUCAGAUGUUAAGUGGUGCUUUCUUUGAUGUUGAUUCGUCCCAUCUGCUCGAUGAUCUAUACGAAGAAAGCGACAUCCGUUUGUGGAGCUUCUGCUGAGAAAAACUCCAGCCAACUCCAAUAUUUCUCUUUCCCAAAAAUUCAAUUCGUUUGUCUUCAGUGGUACAACUUGAAGAUGUUACUGACUGUGACCAAAUUAAUUUUUUUUACCCUAUGCUACAUAAUAGUUCAUAUUAGAUGAAAUUCAUAUAGAGAUAAGAAUUUUUGGUCUCUCUUAUGUGGAUUUCUAAGAGUUUGAAAUUAUGUAUCAUUGAUGAAAAGCUUGUAUGUCAAUGUCAUGAAUGGUUUCCCAUGUGUCACAGAAUAAAGGGAGAAUUAAAAAACAUGCAGUAGUCAUCAAUAUCCUUAGUUAUAAGCAAUUCCUUUCACUGUUAUGGGAGAAGACUUUUGCUAUUGAGUAUUAUUACAAGGAAUUUGGCAGGGCCUUUGUUGCAUGGGAAGGUAUCAGAGAUGCUUAUUUCCAAUUCAGUGAGAAUAGGAAACCAUGUACAGAGCGUGGUAACUUGAAACCAUUGGAAAAAGCGUCUUUUCUAAGCAGUGUCAGCAGCUCUCCUGCGUGCCCAAAGAACAAAGACUGUUCCCUUGUUUUGAUGUCUAAGUUUGGUAUUUUAUACCUUAUUCUUCUCAUAGAAGAGAAUAAGUUCAGUUUAGUUUCCAAUUCGUGUAUAGUGCAUAGUGAUAAAUCUUGGGUUAGAAUUUGGGAAUGCUUUUAAUAAUUGAGUUGGUGAAGGCAAAAAAAUAAAUAAUAAUAAUUGAAUAUCAAAGCUGAUUUGAUUG